AAUUUAUUCAUUAAUAUCAGAGCUCAUCAUCAUCAUCAUCAAUCUGUUAGAUUAAAUGGGGUGAAAUGAAAAGACAUUAAAUAUUAAAAAGAUUGAAAUAUUGCCAAAAACGACUGCCCUUCUGAAAGAAAAAAGAGUAGGAUAACUGGUCAAUAGUAUAGACAUGCAGAUUGACAAGAUUCCCCCAGCAUAAAGCACAAACCAAUCUGUUCUUUUAGCACAGAAUACAGCACCUUUUCAUGUUAGCUCAUUAAAUGUCUGUAUAUGUGAUAAACAUGUACUCAUGUUCACAGUUUCAAAGGUUUGUACCACGGAAAAAAAAAUUACAGAGACAAAAACAAGGAAUGCCCUCUUGGGAUAGCAGGUGGGGGAGAUAAAGAGGGUAGAUGUGGCUCAGAGGUCCUUUUGGACAGCCUUGUGUUUCUGUUGUUCCCAUGCCAACGUUCUGUAUUGGAGCAUGCUCAGUGAAGAGCUCUCUGCUGUAACAAUAGCAGAGGGACCUGAGAGCGUUCACAUGCUGAUCUCACAUCAGAGUGGAACACACCUCACUGCGCUCUCACUCUCCUAACCGGUGCAUGUAAGGGGCUUUCUUCUUUCAUAGUUUAGCUUUUUAGUGUCCUAUUGGCCUUUUCUGCGUGUUGGAUAGGAACAUGGGGUGAGACAGCAAUUCUGGAUAUUACUUGAAGAAUUAUAUGAACUUCAGUAACAGAAAUUUCUGCUCAGCUGUCUUAAAUUGGGUAAGAUGUAUUUACCUUAAAGAACGAACCAGCAGAGGAGGCAGCAGUAAGAGAGGAGGAUCCAGAGCUGAGCUUGGAGCAAGCUGCACACAGGGACUUACUUACAAUGGGGGCUGUGGUCCCAGCACCUCUCUGUAAUGGAUGGCAGCUCUUGCUGUGGUCAUGCCAGACGUAGAACCUUUGCCAUGUGAGUAUUCCCCAGCAGCCUCCCCUGCUGGCUGCAGCAUGGACCUGGAGUCUUGCUACAGCGAGUUGCCAGAUCCUCUCUCUGUCCUUGGCCCCCCACUAUCUGGUUUCCCUCAACACAGAAACCCCUCAUACAUCAACCUAGACGCACCAUUGAACCGCUAUCCAGCAGGACCCAACAACAACCUCUUUAGCAACAUGGGGCUUAGGUACUGUUCCACCAGCAAUGUGCAUCCACUUAAACAGCCAGAGUCUGAGUCCAGCUACCAGGCAGGGCAACUCUCACAGAGCUGUAUUAACUCGGGCAAUAAUCGACUAUACCGUAGCCUGGAAAAUCUGCACUGGAAUGCAGACCCUGGUAUGUACACUUACAGAAGCAUGGAGAGUGAGUUUGUUCUCCACUGUACCUCCAGCAGUCAGUGGUAUGAUGGAACUUCUCAGGGAUCACAGGUCACAGGGAUCACUAUGAUGCACUCCCCUGAGAACAUGGCUUUCUGUCCUCGUCAGGGACUAAUGAGGAAGGACUUGCCUCUGUUUCCUCAGUGGCUUUUUCCUGCUGUGGAGGACUGGGCCAUGAACGGAAAUGCCCGGAAAGGCCUGAGAGACAAACUUCGCCUUCAGAGUACACGUGUGGCUGAGCCUAACAAGCCCCUUCGCCCUCAGCCUUUGCUAAGUAACACCCCACAUUCUUUUAGCGAUCAUGAAAUGGCAUCACAUUUUGGUCAUCUCUCUUCUCCAGGACAGGUGAAUGGCAAGAAAGAGCUAUAUGCUCGUCGUAUCACCAGCCCAGAGGAAAUCAAGCAGGAGGUGCUGCGGCGGCUACAGCUUCACAGGCAGAGGAGCACGCCUAACCUGGCACUCAGCUCCAGCCAGGAAGCGAACUUCAGCAAGUCGCACACCUCUGAGCAUGUCAGCAGUAUUGCCCAGUCUGCUUCUGAGAGAAAAAGACCUCCCAUGAGUCGCUUGCACAUCCCGACAUUUGAAGAGUUCAAGAGGAUGAGGCAAAAAGAGAGUGCUGAAGGCCUGGGUUCUUCAACAGCUCCAACCAGUGGAGUAGCCAGACAGGAAGGCCAAUGCAGAGAAGGAAACUGUGAAGAGAAAGUUAAAGACAGAUUACAUACUGAGGCUAAAACUGUCACAGAAGUCUGGCAAAACUGCAGCACUACUGAUGCAGCUCAUCCAUGUGGUUCCAGUGGAGAAGAGUCAAGUAAUGGCAGGUCCACUGAAGAAGCUUCAGAUGCCCCAAUCUGCACAGGGCCUGCACCUCGCUCUCCUCUGCAACCCCAGAGUACCACUGCAGGAGAAGAGCACACUGAGAAAGCAGGAGACUCUGAAAGUAUGGCUCCACCUGUGGUCCCUUUCCCUCCCAACAGGGAGAAUGCUGAGGGGGCAUCAACCUGCUGUCCUGCAAUACUCCUGGAUGGGAAAGAUCUCUCUAGUUAUGGAGCCAAGAUCUACAAGAUUAAGGCGGACCUCCUUGGAUCAGCACUGGACCUCAUAAAGAAGAGCUGCAGUGCAGAGAUCAGCGCCAAAGCCCCCGUCAGGCUGUCACAUGACCAGCACGACGGUACUGACAUCACCACUCCCCAGCCCGGGUGUCAAUCUGCCUGCGUUGCCAUGACAACGCCGGCCUGCAGACAGGAGGCUUGCAGUGAAGCUACUGGACGAGAAGAGCCAAGAGAAUGCAAGCUCUUUGGGUCAGGAUGCAGGCGCUCUAGCUCGGAUGCAACCUAUGAGCCGGCUGGAUCGGUGAGGGCGCAGCGGGAGUGUCGCCUGCGCCCUCACUACAGCGACCCCAUGCCCACUGACGCUGCCAAACGCAAGCAGCUGGAGAUGAAGAUUGCUGCAGCAGCACGUCUCCACAGUCAACGCAGGGACAGAGAUAGUGGCAUGCGCACAGUUAGGGGCCACUCUGAGCCUAGAGGAGAAGGCCGGAAUGGACGCCUGGGUGUGAAUCGUGUAUGCCAGCACCGCUGGAGCACAGUGAGCAGUGUGAGUGCAGACAGUGGCGUGGUGGGGCUGAGCGAUGAGCGUGAGGAUGAGGAGGAGCCACGCCGGACUCGCCACAGUGCCGGCACUGAAGUGGAGAGAGUGGACAGUGGUAUCGGGUCUGGACUGGCACCGGGCUGGAAGAGACCCUCAGAAUCAUUUAAAACAUGGGAGACCCAGCGGCCGUGCCCAGACUGUGGCCACCGAGACACCACUCGAGAGGAGGGCAUGUGUGAGCGAUGCUCGAAGUUACGGACCGAGCGCAAGGAGGCCAUUCUGGAGUUCCUCAACACAGAGUCGAGUUACGGCGAGGAUCUGCGCAUCAUCAAGGAAGAGUUCUACUUCCCCAUGCAGAGUGCAGGACUGCUCACAGCCGAACAGUUGACCGUGGUCUUCAGCAAUGUGCAGGAGCUUAUUGAUGUGAAUGACAGGUUCACCGAGCAUCUGCAGGACAAUAUUGACCAAGCACUCGAUCAGGGAGAUGAAGAUCUGCUCACUGUAUGCAUUGGAGAAAUCUUCUUGGAGUUUGUCAACAUGCUGCCAGCCUUUCAAACGUACUGCUUGCAGCAGUCAACAUCUGUCAACAUGCUUAACACGCUGGAGAAGGAAAAAGAGUUGCUUAGGAUUUUCCUUGACGUAUCCCAGAAUGACAAUACGGCCCUGCGGCGCAUGAAUCUGCGCUCCUUCCUCAUGGCUCCACUGCAGCGUGUGACCAAGUAUCCGCUGCUGUUGAGCCGCAUCAUCAAGGCCACUAACGAAUACCACCCUGAUUACGAGCGUCUGAAGGAGGCCAAAAGUCGUGUGGAGUCUCACCUGGAGCACAUCAACAUGAAGAGCAAGCAGGAGGGCACAGCCACAUGGUCCCUGCGCUCCUUCCGGCGCGAGAGCCGCAAGAACCGUGAAGUGAUCAACAUUGAGAUGAGAGAGACAUCCAUGAAGCUUGUAGGCUGGGCUCGUGAGAGCACGCGCUUUAUUAUGGAGGGUCCGCUGCAGAUCUCACAACCCGCUGAUGGCCAGUGGGUGAAAAAAGGCAGCAAGUCCCUCAAGUUCCAGAAUGUUCAAAGCCUGCUAAUGGUGCGCACGGCAGAAGGAGGGGGACGUGGAGACCAAACGGAGGCCUUCGAGACCGUGCAGGAUGGUGUGCUGGUACUGAUUAAAGAUAAAAGUAGUGGCAAGUUUGCUGUACUGCGUGAGCCCAUCCAUCUGGCUAACUGUGUGGUUUCGACCGACCCGGACUGUGAUGACACGUUCGAGGUGCUGGACAUCCGACGCGAAGCCUUUGUUUUACGUGCCUCUGACAAAUCACGUACGCAGCAGUGGUUUCGUCUGAUUAAGAGGUACGCAUGUGAUCUGGGGCUCUGGAGAAAAAGACGCAACGCACUCCCUAAUAUAAUGAUCAACACGUCCCAGAGCCGCUCUUGAGACUUAUUUACGCAACUUAAAUCUGGUGGAAAUUAUUUUAAAAUAUUUAAUUGACAGUAUUACAUUAUGGAAAACAAAUGUUUGAUGAUUUGGCCAGAAAAGUGCACUUUCUAUAGGUAGACACUGACAUUCACAAAAAGGGGGAAAAUCAGCUUUUAGUGGACCAAAAUGAGAACGUGGUUGGGAACGUCACUGGCCACAGAUUGUGCAAUUUGCUAUUGACAUAAAUGUUUUCAGCAAUUAUUUGUAACAGCAUGAGUGAAAAUAUUUGUUUAAAAAUUAUAUUGAGAAAGAAAAUUAUCAUUAGAAAUCCUUUUUAACAAAGACGCACAAAUGUGACAACUAGUGUAAUGUGUGAAGACUGAGCCAGAUUCCAUAUGUCGUUUUUUUCCAAUACGAUAUGUCACAGCCCUCUUCCUCUCUUUUCAUUAGUCUGAAAAAUGACAAAAUGUUCCAUUCCCACUACCAGUGAAGCGUCCAAGGCCAUUUGCGUAAGUGUCACUGUAGUUUCAUUUUAAGCUAUAACGAGCUUCUUGCGACAUCUGAAUCCUAAAAUACCCGUAUACCUGCAUUAUUAUCACUGUGCUGGGGGAACAAAGCAGCAAUAAUUAACAAGCAUAUUGUAGCUACAGUAAUGCUGGUUUUAAUUCACCGUAAUCCUUACUGACACACUGCAGUAAGAUAAACUUAUAACAACAUUUGUUUUAUUUAAAUAUACAGUAGCAAGUCUUCUAUCAGUCAAUUAUUUUAAUUGCUGUUGCCACACUAAAGGUAGUGGUGAAACUGCAUCUGGUUAUGAUAUAGUAGCAGUAACUUUAAAUGUUGGAGUAUCAGAAAUUGAUCUUCCAAAACCAAGAAAUGCUGAACAUUUGAUAAUUGAUAAGAGAGAAAACCGCGUGCCUUUCAUUUGAUUGCCUACUGAAACGUCAGAGCCAGUCUCCCCCAAUCCAAUUAAAUCUUAUGAGAAAACUUAUUGUUCUCUAAACUCCUCUCACCGUCUCCAUCAUGCUAAUAGAAAGUCUCAUUUUCUGUUUAAUGCACUUUAGUCUAUGUGGAAAUAUUUGUUUUUAUUAAAAGCUUUACUCUUUAUUUUUUAUUUUACUCCAAAUUUUGUUCCAAUGCUAAACACAAAUUAUAUUUUAAACAUGCAUUUGCAGUUGCAUUUCCCUUAUCAGUGUGCAUAAUAUGAGACAUAAAUCAACUUAAAUUGUAAAACAUGUAUUUGCAUUUGCAUUUUUGUUUACAGCAGUGUAGUUUCAGUUUCAGUGCCUAAACUUGUCAGAUUCUGCCAUAUUAAAAAAGUAAUAGCAAUCCUUACGUUUGCAAUGGCACUUUCUCAUCCCCAUGCUACAAGCAGGAUUUUAGGAGGGACUUUUUUUAAAAAGGCAUGUGUUUCAGUCAAAGUGUAAACUUGUGGAUGUGGUUGCAGACCCUUGCAAUGUUAAAAAAUAUUGCUAAGGACAUUUUAAUGCUGGCAAAAAAUGACAUUUCAUGACUUCAGUGUUGUCCUGUUGGCAGUGUUUGUAGUUUUCAAAAAAGAAAAAAAAAAGAAAAAACAUUAUAUAUAUACACACAAACACACAGACCAUCCACUUUAUUAGGGACACCUGCUCAUUUAUGCAGUUAUCCAAUCAGCCAAUCAUGUGCUAAAAUCAUUCAUAUUCAGGUCAAGAGCUUCAGUUAAUGUCCACAUCAAAUAUCAGAAUGGGGAAAAAGUGGGAUCUCUGUGACUUUGCCAAUGGUUUGAGUAUUUCAGAAACUGCCGAUCUCCUGGAAUUUUCACACACAACAACCUCUUGAGUUUAGACAGAAUGGUGCAAAACACAUCCUGUGUGCAGAGGGGCUGCAGCUGAAACACCUUAUUGAUGUGAGAGAUCAGAGGAGAACUAGACUAGACUGGUCUGAGCUGACAGGAAGUCUCUAGUAACUCAAAUAAUCACUCUUUACCACCAUGGUGAGCAGAAGAGCAUCUCAGAAAGCACAACACUUCAAACCUUGAGGUGGAUGAGAGACAACAGCAGAAGACCACAUCAGGUUCCACUCCUGUCAGCCAAGAACAAGACUCUGAGGCCAUCAUGCGCACAGACUCACUGAAACCGGACAGUUGAAGACUGGAAAAGGACAAGUGACUUUUUUUUUUUUAAUCUUCGACUGUCCAGUUCCAGCGAGCCUGUGCCCAUGAUAGCCUAAUGCCUAUAGGAUUGCAAAGGUGUUUUAUUUUGUCCCAGGUGUAGCAGAGGAUGAGAAAGUGCAAUUACUUUUUUAAAUAUAGCAUAAUCAUAGCAGUUUAGACUAUAAAAAUGAAAUAUCUAAUAGACUUUGCCGUUUAAUUUUGGCAACAGUUGCACAUUGCUGUGCAGAGAAACACAAAUGUGAAUACAUGUUUUGUAACUGACUUAGAAUUAUGCCUUAUUAUACACACUCAUAAGGGAACUGCAAUUGCAAAGAUUGUUUGAAUGAUCAUUUUCUAAUUAGCAAUUGAAUAAAGUCCAGAAAAUGCUUCCAUAAUUUAGAUUAUUCUGGUUAGCAUUGGCACUGAUAGACAUGAAUUGUUAAUUAUAUGCCUAUGGAGGCAGAAUUUUGUUUUUCAUUACAAAAAUGAAUCAUCAAUGGCACAGCAAACACUGCAGCUUCUACAGUACAUUACUCAAUAGAAGAGGGUUUUAACUUACCACAUAAACAGUCAUUCUUUUAACUGAGACCAGACAUGCUGUUCUUUUCUUUAUUUACAAAACCUAAUUUAAUAUUUUCCAUGUGUACAAAUUGGUGAAUUAUAUUAAAUAUAAAUGAAAAAGAA
Pangasianodon hypophthalmus (striped catfish) is the source of this 7131-nucleotide messenger RNA. RefSeq lists its product as uncharacterized. The record is from RefSeq and is a predicted model, not a curated record. Gene Ontology annotation, molecular function: guanyl-nucleotide exchange factor activity. Lineage: Eukaryota; Metazoa; Chordata; Actinopteri; Siluriformes; Pangasiidae. The coding region runs from base 879 to 4334 and encodes 1151 amino acids. The transcript has 8 exons. Gene Ontology annotation, biological process: positive regulation of Rho protein signal transduction.